UACACAGCAGUCAGACAGCGUGACUGAUCAGGAAAACUCUCUCCUUCCUUUAACUAUGAAAUCGCUCAUUCACGUUUUCAUAUGCAUCUCUGUGUCCGCUAUCACUGCGACAGUUCACUCCCUCUCUUGUGUUCACUGUAUCUCUGAAGGGGAGACUUCCUGCACCGGUGCUGAAAAAAAAUGUCCAUCUGAUAACUACAUGUGUGGCUCAACGUUCACAUUCAGCAUAAUUGACGGAGUAGCACAGAAAGUAUUUUUCAGAUCGUGUGAAAAACCCUCCUUUUGUGGAUUAAGUGGGACUAUCGGUUUCCAAAAAGGAAAAGUAAAAACUGCAACUACAUGUUGUUCUAGCGAUAGCUGUAAACCACAAACCCCAGCAUUGCCACGAGACAGUACACAGAGAGUUGGCUUGAACUGUUCCAGCUGUUCUACUGUAAACUCAGCAUUUUGUCACACAAAUGAGAUUAUUGAGUGUACUGGAGAAGAGACAAAAUGCAUUUUACAAUCUACCAUUAUUUCAGGUAUUGCAAACAGCAAAUCAGCUGUCAGGGGCUGUGCCACCAAAAAUAUUUGUGAUUUCGGCAGCCAGAGCUACGAUUUUGGAGAUGGUAACAAAGUGAAAACAGAAGUUAUGUGUUCAAAUGGCAGCAUCAAUUUACUACCCAAGCCCAUGCUUCUGACCAUUAUCUCAUUGAUGUCAGCAAUAAUGCUUUAAGUAUCUCAGUAUCAUUGGAUCCUCGUGAUAUACUCUGCGUGUGAUGUGCACCUCCUUUGGAUAAUUCCACGAAUGCUGUCAUGGACAAAUGACAGCAAAGCCCUGCACUGAAUACGAAUAUGAAUUGAAAAAGGGGGAAAACAAGUUGUAUUUUUUUUAGUUAAUGCUGUAAUAGCUUUUUCCAACAUGUUUUUGUUUCCUAAAAUGUUGCUGCUAUGUUUUUCUUUCAGUAAUCUAAAAUAUGCCAGAUUGUUUCAGUUGUAACAUACCUGAAUACCUGACAGAGUGCCUUUGAUACACUUCAAUAGUACUGCAUGUGUGGCUAUCAAUUCUUGGCCAAUUUGUCGAGCAGCCUGGCACACAUUAACAUUGUGUCACUUCAUGCCACUAGCCAUUCUUAUUCCGUUCUAAUAAUUGCCAAGGCGCAAAUAUGCCAAAUAAAUAUACUGACACAUUUUUUUUUACACCAUGUCUUUCAGAUGAUAACUAACAGUGGUUAUGGUGUGUGUCUGUCAUUAGCUGUUGGAUGGCGGAAGUUGACGGCUGUAAAAGAUGCAAAUUUUUGCAUGUGAUUGGUGCAAGGUACUUACUAGUGGUUACAUAUUAAAACAAAUGCCUCUCGCUUCAUCCUUACCAAGAGCAGACUGACAGAACUAACAUGUAAAUUGUCAGGGAUUCAAUGUAAUUUCAAAGCGAAUUUGAAACGUUAGGGCAGAAUAGAUAUUGAAAUAGAAUAGAAAUAUUAAAUUGUGUGCAAACUUAACUAAUUGUAAAACACCUUACUGAUGGUAUCACGUUUAGCCACUAGAUGUCAGUGUCACACCACAGGCUAGACUUCAAAUAGUGUUUAUAGCAAGUAAAUGUGGAGGGGAGAAAGUACAAUACUGUUAAAACAUAUAAAUUGGAGAAUUUUUGCUGUUUGGGUAUUUUAGUUUAUAUCAUUUGUAAUUCCCUUUCUAAUUCUUCACAGUUCCUUGUUUUACUUAAUAAAUCAUAUAACAAGGAAAAAGACAAGCGAGAUGGUAAAUUUUGCAAUAAUUCAUUAAUCUUUCUUGGCUGUUACAUAAAAAGUUACAAUGUCUUUAAAAAUGUUACAGUGUGUAUAAAGUUUGAAUUACUACAAGAAUUGAA
This is a messenger RNA of Pelobates fuscus (common spadefoot toad), 1846 nucleotides long. Its product is annotated as phospholipase A2 inhibitor and Ly6/PLAUR domain-containing protein-like. Lineage: Eukaryota; Metazoa; Chordata; Amphibia; Anura; Pelobatidae. The record is from RefSeq and is a predicted model, not a curated record. The transcript is spliced from 5 exons. The coding region runs from base 56 to 715 and encodes 219 amino acids.